Plasmodium cynomolgi strain B is the source of this 3090-nucleotide messenger RNA. Its product is annotated as initiation factor 2 subunit family. The coding region runs from base 1 to 3090 and encodes 1029 amino acids. NCBI's taxonomy places the organism in Eukaryota, Apicomplexa, Aconoidasida, Haemosporida, Plasmodiidae. The transcript is spliced from 2 exons. The record is from RefSeq and is a predicted model, not a curated record.
AUGGAAGAUAAGCCUUACGCAACGUUUCACAAGAGAAAAAAAACAAGAGCGAAUGCAAAAGUAAGCAGAGAAAAAAUUAAGAAGAACUUUUUGAGAAAUGAAAAAUUCAUCCGAGUUUCAACGAUAAGCAAAAGUUCGACGAAGAAAACGUUUUUACAUACCUUGUUCAAAAGUUUUAUCAAGCCGUACAAUGAGAAGAACACAGCGUUUUACUCCAUUUUGUGUAUAAUUAAUAACAUCUACAAAUGCCACUACUUUUCGAAGCACCGCUGCUUGAUUUGCAAGCCACUGCACGAAAGGAGUGCAUCCGUAUUGCAGGGGGGAGGUGCCUACUAUGAUGGCUGCGAUGGGGAGGACAGCGCGUCUGCCACCGCCACGGUCACUUUCCCAUAUGACAUAUAUUACAACUUGCGCAAAAUCAAUUUGAUUGAGUCUGGAAAAUUGAAGAGCAGCGCGAGUGGCGGCAAAUCGGAAGGGAGCCGCCAAGUGAGUGAGGCAGAGGGGAACCACAGUGCGCGGGAGAAGGAAAGUUCAGAAGCAGAACCGAACAGAGGGGUGUUACUGUUGGAUCCAGCGAAAAGGAAAAUAGCGGAGGGUGGAAAUGAGAGCGAAAGUGAGGCAAAAAAUGGGGCCGCACGUAGAGUAACCACGGGGGUGGUGAAUGCCCCUGUUGGGGAAAAAAACGCACGCGAGUGCCCCCAUCUGGAGAACAAAACCAGUCAGCAAGUAGAUGCAGCAAAACCGAAUGCCUUAAAUAACAGGCCAAGAUCAAGCGCAACGGUGGUGAGGAAAAACGUUUCCGUUACCGAUAAGGAAGUAUCCCCAAUCAGUGGACCGAUCCAAAAUUUUAUAAAUGCAAAGUUAAACCUUACCAAUGUGCAGCACUACUACUUCCUAUCACACGACAAGAAACACUUUGAAGAUCUAUACAAUUUCGAUGUGUUCGAAAAGAUAAAUAUAUUCGACAAAAUUUUACUGGACUUAAACCAAAAUGAAAUACAUCCUAAUGUAUUAAGGACAGGAAUUUUUUUUAACAAAUAUUUGAAUACCACCCACAAUGACAGGAAUGUGGAUUUGUUGACAGCCCUCAAAUCUUUUAUUAAGGACUACUCCCUCCCUCCAUACGAACCAAUUAACAGACAUAUGAAAAUUGUGAUAGAUAAAGAAAUAAAUUACAUAAUAAUGUGCAAAAAGCAUAGCAUCAGCAUGGGGGAAGUAAUCAGAUGGUUUAAAAAUAUGAUUACAGAACAUAUAGGAAAAAAUGUGCUAGAGCAGACCAAGGUAAUAAUUACGAACAAUAUUAAUAAUUAUAUAAGAACCAAAAUUGUCAUGCCUUCAAUAAGAAUUUCUAACUAUGUAGCGGAGCAUAUCAUUGCCCACAACGAUAUUUUGCUAAUCUACACAUUUGAUUAUGACAUAUAUUUGUCUAUCGUCAAGGCGAAGAGAAGUGGUAAAAAAUUCGAAAUCGUUUUGGUUGACUCGGAACCUUAUAAAAAUUCAUAUGAUAUUAAAUUGUAUACGAAACUUGGGAUCCCAGUUACGUACACAUUAAUUGGGGCCUUAUUUUAUAAUAUAAAAAAUUGCACCAAAGUGCUGCUAGGGAUUGAUGCCAUUAUACAUAAUAGUGUUUAUGCCUAUGUGGGUACCAGCAUUAUAUGCAUGAUGGCUCACCUUAGCAAUGUGCCUGUUUAUAUUGCUUGUGAAACGUACAAAAUCAGUAACAAAAUUAUUAUUGACAGUUUUAGCAUAAAUAAUAUUAACAAUAAUUUGGAUAUUUAUAAUUAUAUAUACAUGCACCACCAUCCGCACCACAGACACCAUAGUCACUACGACCACUACCGACACCAGCAGAGGCCGCAACAUCAGCAGCAACAGCAGCAUGCGGCCUCCCAGAAAAGUGCCCCCAAAAGGAAUAAAUGCAUAGACCACGGGGUGAUGUUUAACCGGAAAUUAAACACAUUCAUUAAUUCCUACGCUGAUAUAAGCUCAAGUGCAGUCCUUUUUAAUAAUCGCGAAAUUGGCUCAGGAAGCGGUGCGCCUUGCAAGCCCCUUAUCAAAUAUUUCGCUGUAGAAGCAGGGAAAAAACGGCAAGAUGCUUUUUCCCCCUCUAGUAGGCGACCAAACCAAGCGCAGGAAAAGGUCUACCUAUUAGAAGUAGCGCCACCACCACCCUCCAUUCGUGGUAACCCAAACGGGAUUCUUCUCAAAGGAGAUCUUAAAAUAAAUUGUCAACCAAGUGAAUCGAAGGAUCACCCAGGGAACAGCCAUCCAGAAGUCCUAAAAAACAAUAACGAUCCCUCCCCGAGUAGUUGCAAUACCUUCCUCAAAGAUGCAGACACUACGCACAGCGGAAGGGACGCUUCCACAUUGUCCCCCAAGCAUGACGAACCAAAAAGAGAAACGCCCAUUCAGACGAAGCAGGAAUAUCCCCACGAGGAGGAAGAAGCAAGUGCCAACAGAAAGAGCGAGGUUGGUAGGAGGGGGCCCGGGAAAGAAGUCAAAAUAAUCACCACUGCAAGUGUGCUUACAACCAGAAGUACGAGCAAAGUAGGAUCAACCAAGGGGAUACUGAAACUACCAGGAAGAACAUCCUACGAAAAUAAAAAUGAAAAAAGUAACUCUCUUUUAAGUAGUAAACAGAAUUGUGGAAACGUUCCUAGUCCAAGUAAAAAUGUUGUUAAAAAGAAUAGAGUGCUUUUUAAUCUUAAAAAUGACAAAAGUAGUUAUUCCCCCAGUUUUAACAGCCACGUUGGUGCCCCUUCGAAUAACUUGAGCGCGCACAUGGAAGCCUGCGAAAGUGACGAAGAAAAAAUAUGCUGCAACAGCAUUUGUGAUUCUAUUUGCACCUCCAUUGGAAAUAUGAACAUAAAAAAUGUAUGCACAGAUACACAUAACGAGACGAACCUGUUCAGUUCCGUCCAAUCGCACAUAAGCAAAAUUAAUUCCACCACGGACAAGUCUUUUUACGUUGCCAAUAUAUGUAAUGAUGUCACUCCGCUGAAGCACAUCACCUAUAUCGUCACGGAGGUGGGCUUAUACACGAGCGCAAACAGGAACGCAUUAAAGGUGUUCGUUCAGAAUAACUUCUAG